CCUUGCUGUACUUGGCGGGUCCGAUCGAGCCAGUCAUAGUGCCCAGCAAGCAGCUGACUACAGAAAGAACAGACUGUCCUCAACUCCUCAUCCCCAUACCUUAACUAAAUAUUUAAGAACCGAUCACUACCUGCCUACCUCUGUAUAUCAUCGCUCCUUUGUGUCUAGCCCCUGCUCUGCCCGUGGUCUACCUCACACUUCUCCACAGGCGCUCGAUUAGGGUUAUUAUUUCACAUUACCUCCCAAUUACUUACUAUUUACAAUAGGAUAUUGGGAAGGCCGGCAUCACUCGAGCUUCUUCGACCUUCUUCCCCGUGUUGCUGCAUUUUCCUGCAACAUGCGCUCUUUCGCGCCUUGGAUCCUCAGUCUUCUCGGGGCAUCGGCUGCUAUUGCGGCUGAUACCGAGUCUGACGUUAUCUCACUCGACAAGGAUACUUUCACCGAGUUCCUGAGUAAACAUGAUCUGGUCCUCGCGGAAUUCUUUGCUCCUUGGUGUGGCCACUGCAAGGCCCUCGCACCAAAGUACGAAGAAGCAGCCACAGAGCUGAAGGCAAAGAGCAUCCCUCUAGUCAAAGUUGAUUGCACCGCGGAGGAGGACCUAUGCAAGAGCCAAGGGGUUGAAGGAUAUCCGACUCUCAAGAUCUUCCGUGGCCCUGAAUCCAGCAAACCUUAUCAAGGUGCUCGUCAAACAGAAGCCAUUAUUUCUUACAUGAUCAAACAAGCUCUUCCCGCUGUAUCUCCUGUGAAUGAGGAGAACCUGGAGGAGAUCAAAACACUGGACAAGAUUGUUGUAGUUGGCUACAUUCCAUCCGAGGACCAGGCAGCCCAUGACGCGUUCGAAGAAUUCGCUGAAUCUCAAAGAGAUAAUUACCUCUUUGCCGCUACAAGUGAUCCAAAUAUCGCCAAGGCGGAGGGUGUUGAUCAGCCGUCUCUCGUGCUCUACAAAGACUUUGACGAGAAGAAGGCCGUGUACAAGGGAGAAUUCGACCAAGAAGCGAUCUAUAGCUGGGUAAAGACUACCAGCACUCCUCUUGUUGGCGAGAUUGGCCCUGAGACCUAUUCUGGGUAUAUUGGGGCUGGGAUACCUUUGGCGUACAUCUUUGCUGAAACCAAGGACGAACGUGAAAGGUUUACGGAGAUCUUGAAACCCAUUGCAGAGAAGCAUAAGGGUUCUAUCAACAUUGCCACCAUUGACGCCAAGAUGUUUGGAGCGCAUGCUGGAAAUUUGAACCUCGAUCCACAGAAAUUCCCUGCUUUCGCUAUCCAGGACCCCGCGAAGAACGCCAAAUACCCAUACGAUCAGUCGAAAGAAAUCGAUGCCGAUGACGUGGAGAAGUUUAUCCAAGAUGUUCUUGAUGGAAAGGUUGAACCCAGCAUCAAAUCGGAGCCAGUUCCAGAGACCCAAGAGGGACCAGUCACAGUUGUGGUGGCUCAUUCUUACAAAGACCUUGUCAUUGAUAACGACAAAGAUGUUCUGCUCGAAUUUUAUGCCCCCUGGUGUGGACAUUGCAAGGCCCUUGCUCCCAAGUACGAAGAACUCGCAGCUCUGUAUGCGGACUAUCCUGAUUUGGCAGCUAAAAUCACAAUUGCCAAGAUUGACGCAACGGCCAACGACGUGCCGGAUCCGAUCACUGGGUUUCCUACAAUUAGGCUUUACCCGGCUGGUGCUAAAGACUCUCCCAUUGAAUAUACAGGCUCACGAACGGUGGAAGACCUUGCAAACUUUGUGAAGGAGAAUGGUAAACAUCACAUCGAUUCUCUUGAUACUAGUCGUGAGAAACCUGUGGAAGGCGGUGAUGUGACAGAUGCUUCUGCAUCUGCGACUCAUGCCAAGCCUCCGGCUGCUACCGCGGAAGAUAAGGCAGAGCAUGAUGAAUUGUAAAGGGUCUUCAAGAUCUAAUCUUCCAUUAUUAUCCUGUACCCUAUCACCGGUUUCAACGCCUUUAUUUUAUUGCAAUAAUAAGAAAGCCUAUUUUCCAUCCUAGUCUUAUUUUUUAAUACAAUCCUCACUGGUGUAUUAUCUGAAAUGGAAAUUGCGCGUCUUUACUUAAACACCGGGUGUUAUUUUACCCAUUCGUGAAA
Molecule: messenger RNA, 2082 nt
Organism: Aspergillus heteromorphus CBS 117.55
Lineage: Eukaryota; Fungi; Ascomycota; Eurotiomycetes; Eurotiales; Aspergillaceae
Gene: pdiA
Product: protein disulfide isomerase PDI1
Exons: 4
Coding region: 338-1882 (514 amino acids)
Biological process (GO): response to endoplasmic reticulum stress; protein folding
Cellular component (GO): endoplasmic reticulum
Molecular function (GO): protein disulfide isomerase activity
Source: RefSeq, a predicted model, not a curated record